CAGGCCCGCGGAUCAUGCUGCGGACGCGCGGGCCUCGCCUGCCGCCCACCGACCACGGGCUGCUGCUCGGCCGCCUCUGCCGCCGGCUCUUCCCUCCUGCGCUGGGCCUCGGGCGGGGAGAGCGGGGGCGGCCCACGGGCCGACCUGUGUCGGGGGGACGCGGAAGAGGAUGGCUGCAGCCCACGGGCCACGACACGGGCGUCCAGGUUUACAACAGCCUCACGCGGAGGAAAGACCCGUUAAUCGUGGCCAACGCGGAAGCCGCCUCCUGGUAUAGUUGUGGACCCACUGUGUACGAUCAUGCACACCUUGGCCACGCUUGCUCAUAUGUUAGAUUUGAUAUAAUUCGAAGGAUCCUGACCAAGGUGUUUGGCUGCAACGUCGUCAUGGUGAUGGGAGUCACAGAUGUGGAUGAUAAAAUAAUCAAAAGAGCCAAUGAGAUGAAUAUAUCACCCACUUCUCUUGCCAGUUUUUAUGAAGAAGAUUUUAAACAAGAUAUGGCAGCCUUGAAGGUUCUCCCACCCACAGUGUACUUGAGGGUAACUGAAAAUAUUCCUCAGAUCAUUUCUUUCAUUGAGGGAAUAAUUGCCAAUGGGCAUGCUUAUUCAACGCAGAAAGGCAAUGUCUACUUUGAUCUGAAGUCUAGAGGAGACAAGUAUGGUAAACUAGUCGGUGUGGCCCCGGAUCCGGUUGGAGAGCCAGUUGAUUCUGACAAACGACACCUCAGUGAUUUUGCCUUAUGGAAGGCAGCUAAACCCCAGGAGAUUUUUUGGACAUCACCUUGGGGAAAUGGAAGACCUGGCUGGCACAUUGAAUGUUCUGCCAUGUCAAGUCUGAUGUUUGGAGGUCAGUUGGAUCUCCACUCGGGCGGGAUAGAUUUAGCGUUUCCGCAUCAUGAAAACGAAAUCGCACAGUGUGAAGCGUUUCAUCGGUGCAAGCAGUGGGGAAAUUAUUUUCUGCAUUCUGGGCAUUUGCACAUUAAAGGCAAAGAAGAAAAAAUGUCCAAAUCAUUAAAAAACUACAUUACUAUUAAGGACUUUCUAAAGAAGUUUUCACCUGAUGUCUUCCGGCUUUUCUGUAUGCGGAGCAAUUAUAGGUCAGCCAUCGACUACAGCGACAGCAGCAUGCAGGACACCCAGCGUCUCCUCCUUGGCGUGACCUCCUUCGUUGAGGACGCACGUGCCUACAUGCGAGGACAGCUGGCCUGUGCCUCCGUCAGGGAAGACCAGCUGUGGGAACGACUCGCGGACACAAAGGUGGCUGUGAAGGCUGCGUUUGCAGACGACUUUGACACGCCCAGAGCUGUUGAUGCCAUUAUGAGCCUCAUUCACCACGGGAACAGACAGCUCAAGGCAGUUACUAAGGAAACAGCUGGUCCCAGAAGUCCUGCUGUGUUUGGCGCCACGGUCUCCUACAUCGAGCAGUUUUUAGAGACGGUUGGAAUUUCUCUGGCAAAUCAACAGUUUGUUUCAGGAGAGAGCAGCUCAGCCACUUUGCAUGGUGUGGUGGAAGAGCUGGUCCACUUCCGUCAGAAGGUGCGUCAGUACGCCCUGGCCACCAAGGAGGCCUCCCGGGACAUCCGGCACCAGCAGCUCCUGGAGAGGCAGCCCCUGCUUGAGGCGUGUGAUGCCCUGCGCAGGGGCCUCGCCAUCCACGGCAUCAACAUAAAGGACAGAAGUAGCACAACAUCUACAUGGGAACUGCUGGAUCAGAGAACAAAAGAGCACAUACCAGGGAGCUGAGGACUAGAUGAAGUCACAUGGAACCACACUUUCACGACACAGCUUCUUGGCCUUCUUAUAUUAUGAUCAAAACUUUAAAGUUUUCUAUUGUGGCUGUUAAGUCAACAUUGAAAUAAACUGAUACUCUCCCACUGGUGUCUGUUAGUAAUGAUGGCCGAAAAGUUAAUUUUCUUUAUCAUACCAACAGCCACAGACACCAACCGUUUGUUAGCUGUCGUCAAGCAGACCCCGACUCGUGGUGACCUUGUGUGCAGCAGAACGGAGCUUGGCCUGGCUUUGCAUCGUCCUCACGGUUACCAGCAGGUUGGAGACUGUCGUGGCUGCCGUGCCAGUUCAUCUCACCAAGGGUCUCUCAUGCCUUCGCUGGCCUUCUGUUUCACCAAACGCGAUACCCUCCUCCAGCAGUUGAUCCCUCCUGAUGAUGUGUCCAGAGCAAGCAG
This is a messenger RNA of Trichechus manatus latirostris (Florida manatee), 2182 nucleotides long. It is a transcript of the gene CARS2, whose product is annotated as cysteinyl-tRNA synthetase 2, mitochondrial. Gene Ontology annotation, biological process: cysteinyl-tRNA aminoacylation. The transcript is spliced from 15 exons. Bases 15 to 1742 code for a protein of 575 amino acids. Lineage: Eukaryota; Metazoa; Chordata; Mammalia; Sirenia; Trichechidae. The record is from RefSeq and is a predicted model, not a curated record. Gene Ontology annotation, cellular component: cytoplasm. Gene Ontology annotation, molecular function: cysteine-tRNA ligase activity; ATP binding.